This is a messenger RNA of Salvelinus sp. IW2-2015, 997 nucleotides long. NCBI's taxonomy places the organism in Eukaryota, Metazoa, Chordata, Actinopteri, Salmoniformes, Salmonidae. The record is from RefSeq and is a predicted model, not a curated record.
GGUGUCCACAWACUUUUGGUCACGUAGUAUACAUAUUGAGGAUUCAGCUAUAGAGGAUCCAAGGUUUGUCAAGCCUUGUACAAGACAGAGCUUUGUUGCCACUUGUUUAAAGUAACCAAACACAUUUACAAAAACCCCUCAGAUGUCCUGUGCUUGGCAAUAUUGAACUCUCCUGAUGCUCAUUUCUCCCCAAUGUGAGCCAGGGAUACAGAGAGUGCUGAUGGUAUACUGUAUGUCUCUGUGUCUCCGUCCAGUCGUCGGCCCCUGUCCCARCUCUGCUGCCUCCACCAGGAGGUGUCACUCCAUCUAUAAGGGCUUCGCUCAGUGUCUGAUGGCUCUGGGAGACAGCCUGACCGACAGUGCCCAGAAAGAUGAGGACACACAGGAGAUACACACCAUCUGCAAGUCCUGGGAUGAGUUUCAUGACUGUGCAAACGUGGCGAUGGCCUGGUGUCCGGAUGAGGCUUCUGCUGUCUGGGAGUCUUUGCGACAGGAGUCCAAGAAGAUGCARUUUUCUGGAAACCUGUAUUACAUGUGCUCCAGUCGUAACCAACCAGCUACCAACGCUGAUGCCCUGAGCCCGUCCAACCAGGAAGAGAUUAACCAGGAGUCUCUUAAAGCACACGCCCACUGUCCAGGUCCUGCCUCCUUCUUCUUGCUCCCCUCAUGUCUGUCUUUUCUGCUGCUGUUGCCUAGCCUAUAGACACGACCAGGGUGAAGGGCAGGGAGGAACUCAUAGAGGACAUGUACAAACAGACAGUAUCAUGAAGUCACUCAUAUUUUUUUCUUUACUAAAAAGGAGUUGCAUAUAUUUCUAGCUGCACGUUCAGAUUGACAGCUCCUCAUCUGUAGUGUAUUCAUUUCGUACACACAUAUCAUCUCUAUGAAUAACUUUACGUGUCUGUUCAAUACUACUGUCCUCAGAUUUUUUAUUCAUAGAUUUUAGAUGUCUAUUACAAUUGGUUUUGUUGCAAAACGCUAUAUACAGUGCCUUGCA